UCUUGAACUUGUACGCACAACGAGCAGUAGCUCUGAGCACUUAAAAAAAUACGUUGAAAAAUACCAUAUAAAAAUUUAAUCAACACAGUGAAAGGGAGAAAUUUAGUGAAAUAAUACUUUAACUACAGAAAAAGUACAAGUUCCAAUUCCAUAAUCAAAUUAAAGACUUAAAUGUAAUCUAUUUUUAUUGUGUUUAUCAAAGAUAAUCACCCCCAAAUAAUUGAAUAAAAGCCAGAUAAGAUGAUGUGGAAACCGCAAGCCGAAGACUUAGAAGAAAUAAUUACAGUCCUCAAACAGGCUCAGUCGCUGGAUAAGGCCACUCAAAUAGCUGUUAAACAGAAACUAGAGGAGCUGAAUCAAUAUCCCGAGCUCAAUAACUACCUGAUUUAUGUACUGAUAAAAUUAAAAACCGAGGAUGAGCAAACACGUACUGUAAGCGGCAUCAUUUUGAAAAAUAACAUCCGAAUUCAUAGAAAUACUCUACCGCCAGAGAUUAUUGAAUAUAUCAAGCAUGAAUGUUUGCAAGCUAUCGGAGAUCCGUCACCUCUGAUAAGAGCUACUGUUGGUGUAUUGAUCAGUACUAUCACCAGCAAUGGCGGUUUACAAAAUUGGCCCCAAUUACUUCCCUCUUUGUACGACAUGUUGGACUCGCAAGACUAUAAUGCAUGUGAAGGUUCUUUCAGUGCUUUACAAAAGAUAUGCGAAGAUUCAGCAGAUAUGCCUGACUCGGGUGUAAUCAAUCGGUCUCUAAAUAUGAUGAUUCCAAAACUCCUUCAAUACUUCAGCCACAAUAGCCCGAAGAUACGUUCACAUGCCAUAGCUUGUAUCAACCAAUUCAUUGUGAACCGAUCACAGGUUCUGAUGAUAUACAUUGACGUAUUCGUUAACAGUUUAUUUAACCGAUCGUCUGAUGAAGAUCAUGAAGUAAUUAAGAAUGUAUGUCGCGGAUUUGUGAUGCUGUUAGACGUUCAUAUGGAUCGUUUGUUCCCGUAUAUACUAGAAAUUAUUGAGUAUAUGCUCAUACACACCCAAAACCCAGAUUUAGCUGUAGCAUUAAAAGCGUCAGAAUUCUGGGUGUCUCUCGGUGAACAGGGUAUUUGCAGAGACGUAUUAGCGCCCUAUUUAGGACAGCUGAUUCCAGUAUUAGUGAGAGGAAUGCGAUACUCUGAAGUUGAUAUUAAGCUGCUAAAUGGCAAUGUUGAGGAGGGCGACAUGGUGCCUGACCGUGAGGAGCACAUACGUCCUCGAUUCCACAAGUCUUAUACGCACAAGCCUAAAUCUGAUGAAACAAAUGUUGAUGAUGUGCUAGAUGAUGACAGUUCACUAUCAAAAUGGGAUUUGCGCAAAUGUAGCAUCGUUGCACUGAUUGUGUUAGCAAGAGCUUUUCAGGAAGAAUGUGUACCUAUUUUUCUGCCCAUUAUCAAAGAUACUCUCUUUCGUCGAGAAUGGAAUAUCAAAGAGAUUGGAAUUGGUAUACUGGGUGCUAUUGCCGAAGGCUGCAUACAGAAUUUGAGAUCAUAUCUGCCCGAAGUCAUGCCCUACUUGAUCAGUUGUUUGUCGGACCAGAUGACAUUCGUUCGCUCUAUAACUUGCUGGACAUUAUCGCGCUUUGCUAACUGGGUAGUAAACCAGCGACAUGAUCAAUAUUUGAAACCAUUAAUUAAAAAACUGUUAAAACGCAUAUUAGAUUCUAAUAAACGUGUACAAGAGGUAGCUUGCUUUGCAUUCGCUACUCUGGAAGAAGAAGCCUGCACCGAAUUGGUUCCAUAUUUGGAAGAUAUAUUAAAAACACUUAUAUAUGCUUUCUCAAAAUAUCAGCAUACAAAUUUGCCUGGACUAUAUGACGCAGUUGGAACUCUAGCCGACUCUGUGGGUCAUCAUCUCAACAAACCACAAUAUAUCGAUAUUUUGAUGCCCCCACUAAUUAAAAAGUGGAAUUUGCUAAAGGAUGACGACAAAGACCUAUUUCCUCUUUUGGAGUGCUUGUCAAGCAUCGCAACAGCUUUAAAGUCGGGAUUUUUACCAUACUGCGAUCUAUUUUAUCCGCGUUGCAUUUCACUUGUCGAACAGACGCUGAAUCAAGACAUGGCAUGUAAAACUAAUUCUGAUCUCGAGCAUCCAGAUAAAGUAGGAAUGAUUGGUGCAUUAGACUUAUUGACAGGCCUGGCAGAAGGUUUGGCGGGACAUAUUGCGCCACUAGUCGCCAACAGCAAUAUUAUACAUUUAGUGCACCAUUGCAUGAAGGAUAAAAAUAUAGACGUGCAAGAAUCGUCGAUCGAAUUGUUGGGAGAAUUAGUUAAAUCCUGUUUUCAACAUGUAUACCCAUUCUUUGGAAAAUUGGUACCAACUUUACUUAAACAUAUGAGUGGCCCUAACGAAUUGACCGCUUACUUCGCUUAUAGCGAAAUUCGCGACAGAGUGAUGGUCGAAGAACUUGAAAAGUACCCACGUAAAUGAACGUCGCUUCACUAUUGAACAUCAUUACACCCGCGUACAAGACGAUUUCACCCAAGGUGACAUCGCUAUAGAAACUGAUUUUCUUUUUUCCUUACGAUUUGGUGAUUUAAAUGUCGAAGUGCCCUGCUACUUUAUUUGUUUACAUUCCCAAGGAAAUUUUGACAUCCAGACAACCAAAUGUAAAUGUUGUUGCUCUACCGCAGUCUUCUUCUUUGAUUCCCUCGCAUGAGAAAGCUUAGCAGAUAAUGCUUAUUCGUAAUUCACUUCCGAACGAAUUUCAAUGCAAUUGCCAGAAUAUUUCUAUGAAAUCCACUCUCAAGCGAAUUACAGAACCUGCCCGAUUGCUGACCUGACUUCCUCAAGGUAAAUUGCGCGGCAUAAGUACAAAGUCAAAUGAUCCUAAACAAGCUUGUAAAGAAAAUGUGAGUGCAGAAAUAACUGGAUUUGGAACUAUGAUUUGUUCAGCUAUUGCCAAAUUAAAAACGAAGGCGCAAGCCUCGGUUAUGCAAUGGUGCACGGAAAUAGUGAUGCGAGCUACUUAAAGACUUGGAAGAUAGUUAGGGACUUGCUUGACUUUGGAAAAAAUUUUUUUUUUGAAUUUAAUUUUAGGGUAGUUCUUAACACUAUGUUAAUACGGGACUGAGUGCCAACAUAUUUGACAGUCGUAUUUAUACUUAUUCCUCAUCUUAUUGUUUUUGGUACACGACUUGUAUAUUAGUUUCUUUGUUUGCUGUUUAGGGAAAACACGUUUAUAUCUUGUUAUUCUUAAAAUACAUAUGUUUAUCUUUUGUUUUUCUUAAAAUAUGUUAAUCUUUUGGUAUUCUUAAAAUAUGUUUGGAUUUGUUCAGCCCUGCAUGAUUAUACUUAGAAUUUACUUAACUAAUUUUAUUUAUUAUUUGUGAAUAAAAUCUUUCCUUAAAUAUGAUUGUGAUUUACUCUUUAUUAUCUUGGAAGGCUACUGCUCCUUCGUUAAGGUACUUGACCACCU
This is a messenger RNA of Anastrepha ludens (Mexican fruit fly), 3445 nucleotides long. RefSeq names its product transportin-1-like. NCBI's taxonomy places the organism in Eukaryota, Metazoa, Arthropoda, Insecta, Diptera, Tephritidae. Gene Ontology annotation, molecular function: nuclear import signal receptor activity; small GTPase binding. Gene Ontology annotation, cellular component: nucleus; cytoplasm. The record is from RefSeq and is a predicted model, not a curated record. The transcript is spliced from 7 exons. Bases 241 to 2457 code for a protein of 738 amino acids. Gene Ontology annotation, biological process: protein import into nucleus.